Messenger RNA from Bombus impatiens (common eastern bumble bee), 2152 nucleotides. Its product is annotated as forkhead box protein N3. Gene Ontology annotation, molecular function: DNA-binding transcription factor activity; cis-regulatory region sequence-specific DNA binding. The transcript is spliced from 6 exons. NCBI's taxonomy places the organism in Eukaryota, Metazoa, Arthropoda, Insecta, Hymenoptera, Apidae. Gene Ontology annotation, cellular component: nucleus. The record is from RefSeq and is a predicted model, not a curated record. Gene Ontology annotation, biological process: regulation of DNA-templated transcription. Bases 157 to 1653 code for a protein of 498 amino acids.
AAGUAACGCAGUGACAUGUCUCGCUUGUUCUCGAAUUUUUACUGUCACCUUCCGUUUCAUCGAUUCACCGACGAUUUGUCUACCUUCGCCUCGUUUCUCUUUAAUAUUUUCCACUUCAAAACUAUGAUCAGUGACGAAAAAAGCACUUGACCCAAUAUGCCACCAGAUAGACCAGAUGCAUCAGGUGUGGAAACUGGCAUAGGACUAAGUAGUACGAAAGUUUUCAAUUUUGGAGAAACAGUAUACACAAUGAAAGAAAAAGAAAAUGCAAGUGCUUUCGUUGAAACAAAUUCAACUGAUGAACUUUCCAUGUCUGAUAAGUCCAUUGAGAAAAAUAGUCAGUCGGAUGAUGAUCUGACUUCCUUAAGCUGGCUUCAUCAGCAGAAUCUGUUGAAGGGUUUGGAUAUUUCAAACCCCACUAAAGACAUGAAGAAUGAGAAUGUUUUGAAUAACAAUGUUUGUGAUGAUAUGGCAGACUUUUCUGAAAACACCAAUUCUGUAUCCAGUUUGGAUGAAGGCUAUUGUCCAGCAGAUAAUAAUAGCAAGAUAAAUAAUACGACGCCGCAUGGUAAUAGUCAAAACUAUCAACACUCGAAUAAAAAUAGUCAAAAAUCAAUGCAAAUCUUUCAGGAGUCGGUAAAAAAUCAUUAUAGUACCUCGCAAAACAAUCAGACGAAGAUAUCAUUGAACAACAAUAAUCUGCCAGUUUCAAAUCGCAACAAACACCCAACUCAUAUACCAUAUGAUCCUCACUUACAUAGAAACAGUAAACCACCAUAUUCAUUUUCUUGUUUAAUUUUCAUGGCUAUUGAAGAUAGUCCUGUAAAAGCUCUACCAGUCAAGGAAGUAUAUGCUUGGAUUUUGGAUCACUUUCCAUAUUUUAGGAAUGCUCCAACUGGAUGGAAAAAUUCUGUUAGACAUAAUCUAAGCCUAAAUAAGUGCUUUCGUAAAGUAGAGAAAGCACCGAAUUUGGGCAAAGGUUCGCUAUGGAUGGUAGACGCCCAGUAUCGACCAAACCUGAUACAAGCAUUAUCUCGCGCUCCUUUUCCUCCACCGACUGCUCAAACUUUGUCUUCCCCUGAAAAACCACAAAAAAAGAACACUAGUACACGUCUACCUGAUCCUAUCCUCUUCCCAUAUCUCUCUAAAAGACUGGCAUCGAGCAACAUUACCGACAACACAGACACUGAAGUAGAUAGCGAUGUAGACGCAGCUGCAGCUGCUAUGCUUUCUUUUAAACACGGACCUAUUAUUUUAAAUCACAAUAAAGAUCGUAAGCGGAAAGUACCGGAAUCCGAGGUUCUGGUUCCUGUAAUUACCAGGAGCUCCAGCGAAGAUCAUACUUACAGUUGUAUUACCUCAGUCAAGCAAGAAAGUAAAUAUCCAAGAAAGGAAACAAAUCCCGAUUUCGAUGAGCAACGGAAGAUAGCGGAAGGCGCGGACGCGCUUUUAAAUUUAGCAGGUGUUACCACACCACUCAAUCACAAUAGGACACAUCACGUACAAGGUAUUAACUCGACGCCAAAGUCCGAUGGUACGUCAAAGCUGAAAAAACGUUCAGCUUCGAAUGAUUAUUCGAACACACCUGAAAAAAGACGUAAGCAUUGGCCAAAGUGGAGUGAAGGGAAGCGGUAUUUAAAGCAAAUUAUAUAAGAAUACUUUGGUUGUAUGUACGUAUAUAGCAUCACAAGUUUCCUAUUUUUCUUUUCCAUAUUCAAACGUGAACUUUUCAAAAUUCUAUCUUCGGUAUGGAUUUCGAAACUGUGGAUUUAAAAUCUUGCGUUGCUGAUAAUUAAUCUGUUGUCUUUUGGAUAAGAUUAACGUUAAUGAAGAUUUGCAUCGAAGUUAUCGCCAUUGUUAGGCAUCUAAGAUGAAAAAGUGAGAAGAACACGAUAUGUUCUGUCAUAUUAGAAGAAAAACAUCUAUCAGGUGCAUUUCUAUUUAAAAAAAAAAAAAGUGUUGAGGCAAAGGGAGGGGAGUAAAAGAAAAGAAAACAAAUUGGCGGUCGCUCAGGGUUCAGAACUCGCUAUAUGCCAAAAUGAAUUCAGUAGCACUAAGCAACAAGCAAUAAUAGAAGAAUAGUGUUAAAAGAAAGAAAAAAAUUACUUCCUCAACGUUAAGGCAUGAAUACAACUAUAAGUGGUUCAUGGAA